This is a messenger RNA of Saccostrea echinata, 645 nucleotides long. RefSeq lists its product as uncharacterized. The transcript has 4 exons. Bases 1 to 645 code for a protein of 214 amino acids. NCBI's taxonomy places the organism in Eukaryota, Metazoa, Mollusca, Bivalvia, Ostreida, Ostreidae. The record is from RefSeq and is a predicted model, not a curated record.
AUGUCAGCUCUUAGAACUGUAGGAAUGACCAGUCGGUUCCCUCUCAUGAUUGGCGGUGCCAUUUUUGUUCACUGGGGAAAGCAACGGUGCCCAGACAAUGACACUGAAUUAGUUUACUCAGGAUGGCUUAAGUUCAGGGCCGUCGCCAGGCCUCUGGAAAAGGGGGAGGGGUUCGGGGAAGGAUAUCUAGGCGGAUCAGAGUAUAAAACUCCCGGGGCUACCGUUACCACUGUUUGUCUCUCCCCAGACCCAAUAUUUGGUAGUAGGAAUCCUGUUCAUCUCUCUAAUAAUAUGCAUGGAUCAGAAAUAGACACCGACUUCUUUGGACCCGGGACUGGUACGCAAGACAAUACUUGUGCAGUGUGCAAAAGUAGACUCCAUACCACAUCUGUCAUGAUACCAGGAAGAAAUGAGUGUUAUCAGGGAUGGAAGAAACAAUAUAGUGGAUAUCUGAUGUCAAGUCCCGUUGGUAAUUACUCUCCCAAGGAUAGUAUUUGUUUGAACGAGCAUCCGGAAUUCGUUGUGGGGGGAGGUGUCAACAGCAAUGGUAAUCUCCUGUAUCCAAUCAAAGCAGUUUGUGGUUCUCUAGAGUGUCCACCAUAUGUAGAUGGAAAGCUGAUAACAUGUGUCGUUUGUACACAAUAA